Alternaria postmessia is the source of this 984-nucleotide messenger RNA. RefSeq lists its product as uncharacterized. The record is from RefSeq and is a predicted model, not a curated record. NCBI's taxonomy places the organism in Eukaryota, Fungi, Ascomycota, Dothideomycetes, Pleosporales, Pleosporaceae. The transcript has a single exon. The coding region runs from base 1 to 984 and encodes 327 amino acids.
AUGGACUUCCUCGGCGACACCUCACAUCUUGAUUACAAGCCUAUAUCGCCAGUAUGGCCCACUGUAGUUCCUGAAGAUAUGAAACACGUUCAGAGCAUGAUCGCCAAUGAAGCUCUCGCCAUCGAGCUCGAGCAAGCACGGAUGAGGUUACUUAUCCCUCAGUACAGCAAGAUGAUGUGGGAUGGAGCGUGUCUUGGUGAGCUAUCACACAAAGAAACAGAACUAAAGGGAGCUUCAACGAAUCUCAGAAGCCGCGUUCAAAAUUAUGAAGCUUAUGUGGCAGGAUGGAAUAACACGGUCGGGAGCGUGGAACAGAAGGGAGAAAAAAGGAAGAGGGCUGCCGAGGAGGGAGGGAGUGAUGAGAGAUCCCCGCCGCGCGCCACCAAGGCGAAGACCUCCGAGAUGAAUACCAUGUCUGAUCCGCCUCGAUUCGAAGAAUCGUCUUCCGCCAUUCCACGUCCUAUCGUACAGAACCGGUAUAAGUCUGUUCGCAACGUCGACCCCAAGACCAUCAGUGUCGGCGAUAUCGGCUGGGCGCCGCUACCACGCAUGGCCCUAAGCAGUUCGACCAACAAGACCAUACCAUCCGAGUAUGGCAAGGUGAGCAUCAAGGUCUAUCCGUUUAUCAUCGUCAAGAAGCUGGAUGACUGCAUGCUCGGGGUCGUCAUCUCAACUGCCGGAGGCCAGGGUCUCAAGACGAAGAGCGCCUCCGUACGCCAGCGAAGCUGCUACGUCACUGGACCCAACUUCAAGGGAUUUGACGAUCCACCUUUCGGCUGGGCGAUGAGCCCUAGAUGUCAGAACUUGGUGGUUGCGGGGACAGGCUAUGAACCUGCACCAGGCGCUUUUGUUGAUAUGCUGGACAGUCACAAGAUCUACUACAAUUCCAGGUUUGAGAAGAGUGGGUGCCUUACGAUCCAGAGUAGAGUCGACCUGGGACGAAUGAGGCUGUCGGCACUGCUUUGGGGUGCGAGUGAGGGCUGA